Molecule: messenger RNA, 1128 nt
Organism: Gilbertella persicaria
Lineage: Eukaryota; Fungi; Mucoromycota; Mucoromycetes; Mucorales; Choanephoraceae
Product: kinase-like domain-containing protein
Exons: 5
Coding region: 1-1128 (375 amino acids)
Biological process (GO): protein phosphorylation
Cellular component (GO): nucleus
Molecular function (GO): ATP binding; protein kinase activity
Source: RefSeq, a predicted model, not a curated record
AUGUAUUUACCUCCAUUACCGCCAUUACCUCAACAUAAUAAUAAUACAAAACCUAUUGCCAAAAACACAUCAAAAUUACUCUCUAUAACUAAUACUUCUUUAUUACCAGCACCUGCACCAAUAGCAGAGCUACCUUGUGAUGAUCAGGACGGCCAUUAUAUUGUUAGACCGAAUGAGUCACUCACCAAACAAUAUAAAAUCAUGAGGCUCUUGGGUCAGGGCACGUUUGGCAAAGUAGUGGAAUGCUUUGACCGAGUACGCAGAACAUUUUGUGCCAUCAAGAUCAUUCGUGCUAUUCCCAAAUAUAGAGAUGCAAGUAAAAUUGAAAUUCGAGUCUUAAAUACCUUGAAACAACAUGACCCUUUGAACCUCAACAAAUGCAUUCAUUUGAUUGAAUGGUUUGAUCACCGAAAUCAUAUCUGUAUGGUGUUUGAACUUUUAGGGCAAUCUGUGUUUGAUUACCUCAAAUCGAAUCAAUUCAAACCAUUCCCUCAAAGCCAAAUUCAACAACUCGCUAAACAAUUGUUGACCAGUGUAGCGUUUAUUCAUGAUCUCAAACUAGUACAUACGGACCUAAAACCCGAGAAUAUCCUGCUGGUGAAUUCAGAGCUCGACAAGACAGAUAUUCGUCUGAUUGAUUUCGGUUCUGCUACAUUUGAAAAAGACUAUCACUCAGCCGUGGUCUCUACGCGUCACUAUCGUGCGCCUGAAAUCAUAUUAGGCAUAGGCUGGUCCUAUCCAUGUGACUUGUGGUCGAUUGGCUGUAUUUUGGUCGAGUUUUUUACGGGUGAUGCGCUGUUUCAGACGCAUGAUAAUCUAGAGCAUUUGGCUAUGAUGUUCUGUGUAUUAGGACACUUGCCAAAGCAUUUGGUCUUAGCUGCUAGUAAAGAAGCCCAAAAGUUCUUUGACAAGAAUACAAAGAAAUUGCGAUAUUCUAUCAACAAGAUCACACGUCAAAGUAAACGGUAUCCUAGUGGAUUAAAACCACUUGAUGAAAUUAUUCCUGCUACAAAUCUUCAUAAUACUUACUUGUUAGAUCUUUUAAAGAAGUUACUGGUCUAUGAACCAAGUGAGCGUAUUUCUGCCCGUGAAGCACUUCGACACCCCUUUUUUCAAGUUACUUUUUGA